Urocitellus parryii (Arctic ground squirrel) is the source of this 2751-nucleotide messenger RNA. It is a transcript of the gene Minar1, whose product is annotated as membrane integral NOTCH2 associated receptor 1. Gene Ontology annotation, biological process: negative regulation of cell population proliferation; negative regulation of TOR signaling. Lineage: Eukaryota; Metazoa; Chordata; Mammalia; Rodentia; Sciuridae. The record is from RefSeq and is a predicted model, not a curated record. Gene Ontology annotation, cellular component: plasma membrane.
AUGGAGGCCAAUCAGGAGACUUCCCUCUUCUUGGUGAAGAUCUUGGAGGAACUGGACAGCAAGCAAAAUACCGUUUCCUAUCAGGACCUGUGCAAAUCACUGUGUGCCCGGUUUGAUCUGUCGCAACUUGCCAAACUGAGAAGCGUGCUCUUCUACACUGCUUGUCUCGAUCCCAAUUUUCCAGCCACAUUAUUCAAAGACAAGAUGAAAUGCACUGUGAAUAACCAGCAAUCCAAGAAAAUCAUGGUGGCAGCAGACAUCGUGACCAUAUUCAACCUGAUCCAAAUGAAUGGGGGCGCCGCUAAGGAAAAGCUGCCUACUGGUCGCCAAAAGGGUCGCAAGAAGGAGACGUCCUUUGAAUCAUGCAGGUCUGACACCGAGAUCUGCAACGCUGCCGAGUGUGAGCCCCUGAACUGUGAGCUGAGCGAGAGGCCCUUCAGCCGGGGCUACCCCACCCGGCAGUCAUCCAAGUGCCGCAAGAUGGAUUGCAAGGACUGCCCGCAGUUUGUCCCUGCCUCGGAGCCCAACUUCUURUUGGGUGUCAGCAAAGAGGUGAAAAACCGGGCUGCUUCCCUGGACAGGCUGCAGGCUCUGGCCCCAUACUCUGUGGCCAGCCCUCAGCCCUGUGAGAUGCAAAGGACCUACUUCCCCAUGAACCUUGAGAAUGAGUCCAUUUCAGACCAAGACUCCCUGCCCCUCAGUCAGAGCAUCAAGGAGACCUUCAUCUCCAAUGAGGAGCCCUUCGUGGUUCAGUCUUGUGUCCAGAAAAGGAACAUCUUCAAAGAGGAUUUUCACAAUCUCAUGACCGUGUCCCCUAGUUUGGUUGAUCCUACCAACAAAGCAGAGGCUGAGCAUGGGGAACACCCGAGUCGAAAGGAGUCCCACAAGCCACCCUUCUUUAAUCACAGCUUUGAGAUGCCCUACCACAGCCAGUACCUGAACCCAGUGUAUUCCCCCGUUCCUGACAAAAGGCGCGUAAAGCACGAAAGCCUAGAUGACCUUCAAGCGUCUACGUAUUUCGGACCCACUCCUGUGAUGGGAACCCAGGACACCAGGCGCUGUCCGGGGAGGCCCAGUAAGCAGACUCCGUGGCCAGCCAAAAGCUGGAGCUUAAAUACAGAGGAAGUUCCUGACUUUGAACGGUCCUUUUUCAAUAGAAAUCCCUCCGAGGAAAAGCUACGCUACCCGAAUCCCGGAAGCCAGACCCCCAAUUUUUCAGCCCCAGACAGGCGCCCCACUUACUUGGUGCCGAAGGAUCAGCAGCCGAUUCUCCCCAUUGGCUACGCGGUGAAACAGAAUGGGCUCAAAUCUAAAGAGAUCUCAUCCCCUGUUGACCUGGAGAAGCACGAAGCCAUCAAGAAGUUUAAAGACAAGAGUAUUAGCUGCACCAGCGGACAGCUCAGCUCAGACACCAGUAGCGUGGGCACCCAGACGGAGCAGCACGUCCUAGAACCCAAGAAAUGCAAAGACUUGUGCGCCUCUGGCCCGGGCAAGUACGGCGACCGGCACAUGAAGCACUCCGACGACGACUCUGAAAUCGUCAGUGACGAUAUCAGUGAUAUUUUCCGGUUCCUCGACGACAUGAGCAUCAGUGGUUCCACGGGGGUGAUACAGUCGUCCUGCUAUAACAGCACCGGGUCCUUGUCUCAGCUUCAUAAGUCGGACUGUGACAGUUCCCCAGAGCACAACCUCACCAAAAUUGCCAAUGGGGUCCCCAACAGCAAGGGAGACAAGGGCAACCGGCCCGAAAACAUCCACCACUCGGAAGAUGAGUUGAAGACCAGUGUGUGCAAACUGGUGCUCAGGAUCGGUGAAAUUGAACGGAAGCUGGAAUCAUUGUCGGGGGUCCGCGAGGAAAUCUCCCAGGUCCUGGGCAAACUAAAUAAACUGGAUCAGAAGAUGCAGCAGCCAGAGAAGGUGAACGUGCAGAUCGAUCUGAACUCCUUGACUAGCGAGGCCCCCUCGGAUGACAGCGCCUCUCCCCGGGUGUUCCGUGCACACAGUGGCUCCCAUGGACCCAAGUUGGAGAGCAACGCGGACUGGUGCUGCUCCGAUGCCAGCGGAAGCAACAGCGAAAGCCUGCGCGUCAAGGCCUUAAAAAAAAGCCUCUUCACCAGGCCAUCCUCCAGGUCCCUGACCGAGGAGAACAGCGCCACCGAGUCCAAGAUCGCCAGCAUCUCCAACUCGCCCAGAGACUGGCGUACCAUCACCUACACCAACCGCAUGGGCCUCAAUGAGGAGGAGAUAAAAGAGGCAGGCCCAGGAGAUAAUAAGGACUGGCAUCGGAAAUCUAAAGAGGCUGACAGGCAGUAUGACAUCCCCCCACAGCACCGACUGCCCAAGCAGCCCAAAGAUGGCUUCCUGGUGGAGCAGGUGUUCAGCCCACACCCCUACCCCACCUCACUCAAGGCCCACAUGAAGAGCAACCCCCUGUACACGGACAUGCGGCUGACCGAGCUGGCCGAGGUGAAGCGGGGCCAGCCUUCUUGGACCAUUGAGGAGUAUGCGCGGAACACAGGCGACAAGGGCAAGCUGACAGCCCUGGACCUGCAGACACAAGAAUCUUUAAACCCGAACAACUUAGAAUAUUGGAUGGAAGAUAUUUAUACUCCAGGCUACGAUUCGUUACUAAAACGGAAAGAAGCUGAAUUCAGACGUGCCAAGGUCUGCAAGAUCGCGGCUCUGAUCGCUGCUGCCGCGUGCACGGUCAUCCUUGUCAUUGUUGUGCCCAUCUGCACGAUGAAAUCAUGA